AAGGUCCUAACAGCGCGGAUUACAACGCAACUGCUAACACGCUAGCUCAGUUGUUUUUCUUGAGAUUGUCUUGAAAAAAUUGCAAAUAUGUCUGGAAGAGAAGGUGGUAAAAAGAAGCCCUUAAAAGCUGCCAAGAAAGCCACUAAGGAAAUGGAUGAUGAUGAAAUGGCCUUCAAACAGAAGCAGAAAGAAGACCAGAAAGCCUUGGAGGCAUUGAAGACGAAAGCAGCAGGAAAGGGACCUUUAACUGGUGGAGGAAUCAAGAAGUCUGGAAAGAAGUGAUUUGGCAUUAGAUCAUGCACUCAUUUGCUGAAUCGCAGCCCCCUGGAAAAUCCAACCCCCCACCACCUCCUUUGUUUUUUUUCUGUUUGGGUCUAUUGUAGAAUGAGUAAAAUACAUGAAAUGACCCUUUUAAAUAAUUUCCAAUGUGUUAUGUAAAGAAGUUCUGAACUAAUAAAGUCUUGUAACUACUGCUGUA
Coregonus clupeaformis (lake whitefish) is the source of this 478-nucleotide messenger RNA. RefSeq names its product translation machinery-associated protein 7. The record is from RefSeq and is a predicted model, not a curated record. The transcript is spliced from 4 exons. Bases 88 to 282 code for a protein of 64 amino acids. NCBI's taxonomy places the organism in Eukaryota, Metazoa, Chordata, Actinopteri, Salmoniformes, Salmonidae.